UCCACGCGGAGAAACCGUUUCGAUGAGCAUCGACGCACCAUAUUUGCGGCAAACGCUUCUCGAGGCCGCGAGCGAAGGCGAUAUUGACGUAAUUCUCGAGACCCUGGAAAACGGCGCGUCUAUAGACGGACUCGUCAACAGCGUCGAGCCUGGGUCCGGCUUUACAGCCCUUCACCACGCGUGUGUGCGAGGUGAUAUCGAAUUGGCGUGCUUCCUACUUCGACACGGGUCGGUCACGGACGUUUGCGACAAGUUUCGCAAGACGCCGUUGCACUACGCAUGCCAUUUUGGCCAUACCCAGGUUGCCUUUGUCCUAUUGGACUCGGGUCGUGUUGACGUUCAGAAACUCUACGACAACAAUGAAGCCAAGCUAACGUGCCUACAAACGGCUGCCGCGCGCGGCCAUACAACGAUCCUCCACCUUCUGCUCGUGCACGGCGAUUCUGUUGACGGACCCAAUGAGGCUGGGGAGACAGCGCUGCAUCUCGCCGCAGCAGAAAAUCACUUCGACGCUGUCGUGGUUUUGCUGCGGUGCGGUGCCGACAUUGCCGCGCGCACACCACAAGGAGACUCGCCGCUGCACUACGCGUGUCGCGCCGGUGCCAUGUCCACGGCAUCGCUGCUCGUGAGACUUGGUGUCUCAAUCCAUCUGACAAACACGGACGACCCGCCACGAAGCUGCUUAGAAAUGGCGCGCGUGUUUGGUCACUCGGUGCUUGCCAACGCCAUUAUCGCGGUGCAAAUGAGCAUAUAUUUAGUUUACGCCGCGUCCUAUGGUGACACCAUGCCACUACUGUAGGAAGCCCAGCAGCGCCGAGAUCUUCUCACGGGUGAGGACGCUGUUCGUGUCCGCGCAGCCACCGCAGCUCUCGAAAUUGCUAGGGCGACAUGCCUGGAGGCACAAGCGCGCGUGAAAGAGCAAAGGGCAGCUGCGGCUUGGGCUCAAAAAGUCGAUGAACGGCGGGCCAUCGGUCUCUACCUUCACGAUGUCCGGACCGGCAAGUCGAUCCUCGAGGCGCUUCGAGCUUUUGACGCAUUUCCGCAUUUGCAAAAAGUGUAGCAGUGUUAACAACUAACUUUUCAUAUAUAGAAACAGCCACAA
This is a messenger RNA of Saprolegnia diclina VS20, 1102 nucleotides long. RefSeq lists its product as hypothetical. NCBI's taxonomy places the organism in Eukaryota, Oomycota, Saprolegniomycetes, Saprolegniales, Saprolegniaceae. Bases 23 to 799 code for a protein of 258 amino acids. The transcript has 8 exons. The record is from RefSeq and is a predicted model, not a curated record. Gene Ontology annotation, biological process: regulation of cardiac muscle contraction; protein localization to T-tubule. Gene Ontology annotation, molecular function: protein binding. Gene Ontology annotation, cellular component: T-tubule.